Messenger RNA from Acanthochromis polyacanthus (spiny chromis), 2612 nucleotides. RefSeq names its product G protein-coupled receptor kinase 4-like. The record is from RefSeq and is a predicted model, not a curated record. NCBI's taxonomy places the organism in Eukaryota, Metazoa, Chordata, Actinopteri, Pomacentridae. Gene Ontology annotation, cellular component: cytoplasm. Gene Ontology annotation, molecular function: ATP binding; G protein-coupled receptor kinase activity. Gene Ontology annotation, biological process: signal transduction; protein phosphorylation; regulation of signal transduction.
AGGAGGGGCGAGGAAGAGGAGGAGGAGGAGGAGGGAGUUGAAGCAGGAAGGAAAGCAGGCAAGAGAGGGAAGGGAGGGAGGCUGUGAAUGCUAACAAGCCCCUUCGUAGCUCUGUAGGUAGGGGUUUUUUUUUUGGUGAAGAAACAUCUUGCAAUGGAGAGGAACGACGACCACUACUAAAAAACACAGUCCUACUAUGCGCCACAGCCGCGUCCGCCCUGUGCGCCCGCAGCAGCAGCAGCAGCAGCAGCACCGUCGUCGGCACGUCUGAACAGAAAAACCGUCGUUUUCCGCUCAGUGAAAUGUAUCGCGACUGCCUUGGAUUCACAUUCUGACAAUGGAGAUUGAAAAUAUCGUGGCCAACACGGUUCUCCUGAAGGCGAGGGAAGGUGGAGGAGGGAAGAGGAACGGCCGCAGCAAGAAAUGGAAGGAGAUGCUGAAACUCCCACACAUCAGCCAGUGUGAGGAGCUACGCCGCAUUAUUGAGAGAGACUACACCAGCCUAUGUGAGAAGCAGCCCAUUGGUCGGCUAUUAUUCCGUCAGUACUGUGACACAAGGCCAGAGCUGAAGCGCUGCAUUGAGUUUAUGGAUGCCGUGGCCAUGUACCAGCUAGCUCCUGAUGAGAAGAGGAGGGACUGCGGACUGAAUGUUUUAGACACAUACUUUAAUAAUGGGUCGGCCGCCCAUCUGCCUGACAUUCCACAGGAUGUCGUCGCUGGGUGCCGGGAGAGGUUAGAGCAGAGUCCGUGUAAGGAGCUCUUCAAUGACUGCACCAAAAUAGUUCGUGAUUAUCUGAGUGGAGCUCCAUUUUCCUCCUACCAGGAGUCCAUGUACUUCUCUCGCUUCCUGCAGUGGAAAUGGUUGGAGAGGCAACCAGUAACCAAAAAUACCUUCAGACAUUAUAGAGUACUUGGAAAAGGUGGAUUUGGCGAGGUUUGUGCCUGCCAAGUACGUGCCACCGGUAAGAUGUACGCCUGUAAAAAGCUGGAAAAGAAACGAGUGAAGAAAAGAAAAGGUGAAGCAAUGGCACUAAACGAAAAACGCAUUUUAGAAAAAGUUAACAGUAGUUUUGUAGUUAGUUUAGCUUAUGCCUAUGAGACCAAGGAUGUGCUGUGCCUGGUUCUGACCAUAAUGAAUGGCGGUGACUUAAAGUUCCACAUCUACAACAUGGGCAAUUCAGGCUUUGAUGAGCAAAGGGCCAUUUUCUACGCUGCUGAGAUCUGCUGUGGCCUUGAGGACCUGCACCGUGAGAGGAUAGUCUACAGGGAUUUGAAACCUGAAAACAUCCUCCUGGAUGAUCGUGGACACAUUCGAAUUUCCGACCUGGGCCUUGCUGUUCAAAUCCCAGAAGGGGAGACGAUACGAGGGAGAGUGGGCAGUGGAUACAUGGCUCCUGAGGUGAUCCAGAAUGAGAGCUACACCUUCAGCCCAGACUGGUGGGGGCUGGGCUGCCUGAUCUUUGAGAUGAUCCAGGGCCAGUCGCCCUUCCGCAAGCGUAAGGAGCGUGUCAAGCGCGAGGAGGUGGACAGGCGAGUGCGUGAAGACCAAGAGGAGUACUCCGAUAAGUUCUCUGAGGAGGCGAAGGACAUCUGCAGACAGCUCCUGGCCAAGGACCCUAAGGAGAGGCUGGGUUGCCAGGGCCGCGGGGAUAGAGUCAAGCAGCACCCCAUCUUCAGAAACAUCAAUUUCAAACGGCUGGAGGCCAACAUGCGACCUCCCUUCAGCCCAGAUCCUCGGGCGGUGUACUGUAAAGAUGUCCUGGACAUUGAGCAGUUCUCCACUGUCAAAGGUGUCAACCUUGACCCCACAGACGACGACUUCUACAAAAUUGUCACAGGCAGUGUCUAUCCGUGGCAGAACGAGGUACUACAGCAUGAAUGCUUCAAAGAAAUUAACGUCUAUGAGACAGACGGGGAAAUCUGUGCUCCGACCUGGACAUGAAGGCCUAACUCCACCAAAGAAGGCUUCUUCUACCGCCUGUUCAGAAGAGAGGUCUGUUUUAAGAGCGGUUACAGUGAUGAUGAGAUCGAGGAGCCCUCACGACUUUAAACCACUUCCUCCACCUGCACCCCUCCGCCGCAGAACUUCACCACAAACUCCAACCGAGCGCAAAUCUUAGGGACUCAGUGAAUGUUGACCUGUAUUUCUGAGCUGUAUUAAAAGUGUAUUAUAAUUAAAGAAAAAAGUAUGAGUUUAAAGAUUUUGUACAUUUGUACUUGAAUUUAUGUCUAGAUGUAUAUUUUCACUAAAGGUUGUAUUGUACAAAAAGCCAUAAAAGUACCACUUGAAUGCAUACAUUACGUUUGAAUUUCUUUUAAUUAUUUUUUUCUUUUGGAAUGAGUAUGGAUAAUGUGUAUUGGGGAGUUUUUUUUUAAGAAGCACAGUACCAGUAGUCUUUUUAUUUUCCUCAAUGUAGCAUAAGGCCUUUUUGUUUCUAUAUGUGCUGUAUGUUUGUCAUUGAUUGGGCCAACGUGACGUGUUUUUUAGCACAUCAGCUCCACCAGGUCCCAAACUAACCCUUAUUUAGCCUCUUUAGGCCUCAAGGCUCAGAUAGAUCUGAAUGAAGCACGUAGAUCCAAAUAUGGGGAAAAUGGAUCCAAUCUAUCAUUGC